GCAAAACAUUUUCGAAAGGUUUUGCAACAAAGAGAGUUUCUAUUGGAGAAAUCCAGGAAGGUCCCGCCCUGUUUCGUUCCGUUUGCUUCUCUUUGGUUUCCAGUGAAUACACCCCUGCUGAACACAGCUCAAGAUGACCAAAUCUGUCAAACUUCAACAGCAAAAAAGCUAGGGAUGCUCCUCCUUUUCACCACUCGACAGAGGAGAGAAGAAAUGGCGAUGCUAGGGUCUUUCAGCUCCGCACAGCAGAACAAAAAUGUUUCUGGGGGCGACAGGGACGGGACAGAGUUCGUAUGUCCGGUUUGUCUCGAGAUUUUCGAUAGCCCUGUCACAACACAAUGUGGACAUACGUUUUGUCAAAGUUGUCUGCAGGAGUGCCUGCGGCCCCAGAAGCCAGUAUGUGCCGUUUGUAGGGCACCAUUGGGCCACUGGGCCAAAGCCACUGACCUAGAGGCCCUCAUACACACCUCAAUGGCAGCCUGCAAGGGCUGUGGAGCACAGGUGGGCCUGUCCCAGAUGAGAGGCCACACGGCAGCAUGCUCCAAGUACCAGGAGUAUAUUGAGGAGGGGGUCAGGACCACUGCCCAGACCCAGCCUAACAUUAUUGGCCCUAUGCCGAACCGCUUCACUUUCUCAUGCCCCUACUGUAACUACCAGAACCUGGACCAGGACGGCCUGGUGGAGCACUGCACUUCCCAGCAUGCCCGGGACACGCGCCACGUGGUGUGUCCUAUCUGUGCCUCUAUGCCUUGGGGGGACCCCAACUACAGAAGCGCUGACUUCUUCCAGCACCUAAAGAUUAGACACACCUUCUCUUAUGACACCUUUGUGGACUACUCCACAGACGAACACACUAUGAUCCAGGAGGCUCUACAACGCUCCCUCAUGGAGAACUGAGGUGGUGUCUGCCUUGAGGAAGGAGGAAAAGGUGGCUUUGAGGGAAAAUAUAAUUGCACUGCACCAUCCUUGAACUGGGCUAGUGGUGUAACCAUAGGAAAAAGAAUAGUAAGGGUGGGUGGCGACUUCCUGACUGCAACACCAGGAAGCUUUUAGGCUUACCAAGCAACUCCUCUUAUCACUUUACAAUUAUCAUUCCAACAUAAAUAAAACAAUACAAGUUAAACAGUUCAUGUGCUUUCUGGUAUAGAAGUGGAGUGAUGUCCCUGUGUCUCUCUCCGAAGAAGUGUUGUAUUGUUAGACCGUUCAUAAUUCUGCUGAAUCAUGACUAUUUCAUCUGUUCAUUGUUAGCAUUGUCAUAUAGGCCUACUGUACCGGAGACUUCCACAGUUGUUUGUUUUCUACUGUUAUGACUUGAUUCUGCAAUGAGAGGUUUUAACCACUGGGUGGCUACCUUUUGCCAACAAAAUGCAACGAUAACAUAGAGGACUCAUCUUUCUAUCUGUGCCAUUUUAGAAUCUGACAGCAUGGGCAGUGCCUUUUUGAGGCUUCCAUUUGAAAGUAGUCCGUUUUCUUCUUCACGAUUGGCUGAUCCCUCCUGAUGACCCAGUUGGACAUGACUCCAACAGGGUCACCAGGAAGGAUUAGCCAAUGAAGUUGGAAGUCUCACCCAGUUGACUAUAUUAAAAUGGUGGAAGCCCUUAAUUGCACUGCCAUGCUAAUGUGGCCUUUUGGCCACUAAAGGCCUCUGUCAUUCCCUAUAGAUGAGACAUUGCUCUUCAAUGCAAGCAAUCAUUGUAAAGUGUAAACUGCCAGUAACUAUUAUUCCGGGAGGAAUGUGUACUCCAAGAUGUAUUACUUCUGCUGAUGAGAAUAGAUGUGUUCCCUGUAGUUUGACAUUGUUUACUCACAGCUGUUUUUAUCUUAAUACCAAAUCAUUUCUGGGUAACAAUUAAGUACCUUACUGUGAUUGUUUUCAAUUAAAAUGGUCAAAUAAACACAUGGCUUCUUAGCAAAGAGCAAUUUCAAGCAAGAAUUUUCCUAGGACUGUCGGAGUGGGAUAAUUGAAAACUAGCUGGGUUUGGCAGAGAGGAUCGAACGCUCAAACUUAUUGGUCUAUUAACUAAUUUACCGCCUGGUGAUGUCACCAGGCAGGCCAAAACUCUUCCCACCAAAACAGGCUGCAAGUUUUUUCAAACCGCUCUUUCACUGAAAGGGCAUUAUCAUUUUCACAAUAUUAUUCCAACCUCAUGGUGUAGAAAUAUAUGAAAAUCAAGUUUUUUACUGCACUGGG
This is a messenger RNA of Oncorhynchus tshawytscha (Chinook salmon), 2191 nucleotides long. Its product is annotated as E3 ubiquitin-protein ligase RNF114. Gene Ontology annotation, molecular function: ubiquitin protein ligase activity. Bases 175 to 897 code for a protein of 240 amino acids. NCBI's taxonomy places the organism in Eukaryota, Metazoa, Chordata, Actinopteri, Salmoniformes, Salmonidae. Gene Ontology annotation, biological process: protein polyubiquitination; ubiquitin-dependent protein catabolic process. The record is from RefSeq and is a predicted model, not a curated record. The transcript has 6 exons.